Miniopterus natalensis is the source of this 3119-nucleotide messenger RNA. It is a transcript of the gene CALCOCO1, whose product is annotated as calcium binding and coiled-coil domain 1. The record is from RefSeq and is a predicted model, not a curated record. Gene Ontology annotation, molecular function: transcription coactivator activity. Lineage: Eukaryota; Metazoa; Chordata; Mammalia; Chiroptera; Miniopteridae. Gene Ontology annotation, biological process: positive regulation of transcription by RNA polymerase II.
GAGGAACCACAAACCCCAGAAGUCCUCGCGCCCACUCUUCUCCCUCCCCUCUCGGAGUCGGAGUGCUGUUUUUGUUGUUGGUGAAAGGUGAGGGAACAGCUGAUCCGUUUGUGGGGAGAGCACAUUAUCUCAAGGGAAGAUGGAAGAAUCAUCACUAAGCCGGGCACCAUCUCGGGGUGGAGUCAGCUUUCUGAAUGUGGCCCGGACCUACAUCCCCAACACCAAGGUGGAAUGUCACUACACCCUUCCCCCAGGCACCGUGCCCAGUGCCAGCGACUGGAUUGGUAUCUUCAAGGUGGAGGCUGCCUGUGUUCGGGAUUACCACACAUUUGUGUGGUCUUCAGUGCCUGAAAGUGCAACUGAUGGUUCCCCCAUCCAUGCCAGUGUCCAGUUCCAAGCCAGCUACCUGCCCAAACCGGGAGCCCAGCUCUACCAGUUCCGAUAUGUGAACCGCCAGGGCCGGGUGUGUGGGCAGAGCCCCCCUUUCCAGUUCCGAGAGCCAAGGCCCAUGGAUGAACUGGUGACUCUUGAGGAGACUGAUGGAGGCUCUGACAUCCUGCUGGUUGUCCCCAAGGCAACUGUGCUGCAGAACCAGCUGGACGAGAGCCAGCAGGAGAGGAAUGACCUGAUGCAGCUGAAGCUGCAGCUGGAGGGGCAGGUCACGGAGCUGCGCACCCGAGUACAGGAGCUCGAAAAGGCUCUGGCAACUGCCAGGCAGGAGCACUCAGAGCUGAAAGAGCAGUACAAGGGGCUUUCCCGGUCCCAUGGGGAACUCACAGAAGAGAGGGACAUCUUGAGCCGGCAACAGGGAGACCAUGUGGCACACAUCCUGGAACUGGAAGAUGACAUCCAGACCAUCAGUGAAAAAGUUCUGACAAAGGAGGUGGAGCUAGACAGGGUUAGAGACACAGUGAAGGCCCUGACUCGGGAACAAGAGAAGCUCCUUGGGCAACUAAAGGAAGUACAAGCAGACAAGGAGCAAAGCGAGGCUGAGCUCCAGAUGGCACAACAGGAGAAUCGUCGCUUAAAUUUAGAGCUGCAGGAAGCCAAGGACCGGCAGGAAGAGCAGGGUGCUCAGACCCAGCGACUAAAAGACAAGUUGGCCCAGAUGAAGGACACCUUAGGCCAGGCCCAGCAGCGGGUGGCUGAGCUGGAGCCCCUGAAGGAGCAGCUUCGAGGGGCCCAGGAGCUGGCAGCCUCAAGCCAGCAGAAAGCCACCCUUCUCGGGGAGGAGUUGGCCAGCGCAGCGGGAGCCAGGGACCGCACCAUAGCCGAACUACACCGCAGCCGCCUGGAAGUGGCUGGAGUCAAUGGCAGGCUGGCUGAACUCAGUCUGCAUUUGAAGGAGGAAAAAAGCCAGUGGAACAAGGAGCGGGCAGGAAUUUUGCAGAGUGUGGAGGCAGAGAAGGACAAGAUCCUGAAGCUGAGUGCAGAGAUACUUCGUCUGGAAAAGGCAGUUCAGGAGGAGAGGACCCAGAAUCAAGUACUCAAGACUGAAUUGGCCCGGGAAAAGGAUUCUAGCCUGGUGCAGUUGUCAGAGAGUAAGCGGGAGCUGACAGAGCUGCGGUCAGCCCUGCGUGUGCUCCAGAAGGAAAAGGAGCAGUUGCAGGAGGAGAAGCAGGAACUGCUAGAGUACAUGAGAAAACUGGAGGCCCGCCUUGAGAAGGUGGCAGAUGAGAAGUGGAAUGAGGACGCUGCCACAGAGGACGAGGAGGCCACUGCAGGACUGAGCUGCCCAGCAGCUCUGACAGACUCAGAGGAUGAAUCCCCAGAAGACAUGAGGCUUCCGCCCUAUGGCCUAUGUGAGCAUGGAGACCCAGGCUCCUCUCCUGCUGGGCCACCAGAAGCUUCUCCCCUAGUUGUCAUCAGCCAACCAGCUCCCAUUGCUCCCUACUUCUCAUGGCCAGCUGAGGACAGUACCUCUGACUCGGAGGCUGAAGACGAGAAGUCAGUUCUGAUGGCAGCUGUGCAGAGUGGGGGUGAAGAGGCCAACCUGCUGCUUCCUGAACUGGGCAAUGCCUUCUACGACAUGGCCAGUGGCUUUGCAGUGGGCCCCUUGUCAGAAGCCAGCACUGGGGGCCCUGCCACCCCGCCAUGGAAGGAGUUCCCUAUUUGUAAGGAGCGCUUUCCAGCUGAGAGUGAUAAGGAUGCCAUGGAGGACCACAUGGAUGGACACUUCUUCUUCAGCACCCAGGCCCCCUUCACCUUUGAGUGAUCUCACCUCUCCCUUAUACAAGCGCAAACACACAUUUAAACACAUACGCACACUCAGACACACACACACACAUUUAGGUCUCAUGCCUCUUUUCCAACACAAUGGGCUCCAUGAUAUUCUGUUCCCUAAGAACCACUCCCGUGUGCGUUUUUAUCCCAAGCUCUCCAACCUCAUCCUCUCCUACCCAGCUCUUUUAUCCAGGCAGGGGUCCUUCCUGAAGCAGUGGCUGAAUUUACCUCCUGAAAGCGGUUUUGAAGGAACCAAGAUGGAGGAGGCCUUCCCCCUCCUAGCCCUGGUUGCUUCUGUCACUCACCAGCCACCACACGCACCACCACCACUGCACACACGCACACGCACACACACUCACUCUGAUGCCCCAAUGCCAGUCCCUGGGGCACUCUACCCUCUUAUCUGAGGUCUGUGUUUGUUCCCCUGAGUUUUCUCUGGGGCCUGCAUUGAGGCAGCAGCAUGGACAUUAUGACCUCUUCAGGUCUAGUUCUGAGCUUCAUUGGUUCCUUUUACUGCCCCCCUACAUUGCCUUCCACACUCCACCCCAGCCUUUUUCCAUACCAUUAGAUGUUAAGUUUGGAGGUUUCUUUUGUAUUUUUGAGGUUUUCUGUACUCUAUCUCCUAGCACUCUCUCCCUCCAACCCCUAGUGUCCUCACAUGGAAUGAAAUAAUGCAUUGUGCCUUCUGUGAGGGAUGGGGGAACAAACGGUCCCAGGUUCUCCCACUUACCAGGCCUUCCUCCUUCUCCAGGUUCCCCCAUAGCAAUAAGAGCUUUCCCCUCCAGUACUCCUCCCCCCACCUGUAGUUUGGACAAAUAUAUUUAUAUGGUAUGUAUAACUCUUCUAAUAAAAUGUGCUCUUAUCAUGAGGUGUGACUAGAGCAAAGAAGGUCCAGA